Molecule: messenger RNA, 282 nt
Organism: Maudiozyma saulgeensis
Lineage: Eukaryota; Fungi; Ascomycota; Saccharomycetes; Saccharomycetales; Saccharomycetaceae
Source: the annotation of a GenBank genome assembly
AUGUCAGAAAUAGUCCAAGAAAUAAAUAAAUAUUUGGUAUUUCCAGUUGAUUACCCAUCACAAAAGAAAUUAAAUGAUAGAACACAUAUUUUAAUUAUAUUAUUUGGUAUAAUUUCAUUCGUGUAUGGAUACGUGACACAGUCAAUUAAGAAUUUAUUAAUUUGUUAUGGUGUUGGUAUAUUAAUAACAAGUUUAAUAAUUGUUCCAGCGUACCCAUUCUAUAAUAAACAAAAAUUAAAUUUUGUGACACCAAAGAGGGUUAACAUUGAUAUAGCAGAAUAG